Molecule: messenger RNA, 961 nt
Organism: Trichogramma pretiosum
Lineage: Eukaryota; Metazoa; Arthropoda; Insecta; Hymenoptera; Trichogrammatidae
Exons: 2
Coding region: 59-463 (134 amino acids)
Source: RefSeq, a predicted model, not a curated record
ACUAUUGAAUGAAUUUAAAGAUAGGAUUCUUGGUUCAACAUUUUAUGAAUUGACAAAAAUGCCUCUUUAUCGUAUAAAUCGUGCCAUAUUGAAGGUCGCUUGCGUUGAAUAUGUACUGUAUCCUGAUGAAGUUAAUGAAGAAUAUGAAAAAAUAUAUCGUUGCGACGAACGAAAAGUGAUCGAGGCAUAUAAUGAUUUGCGUGGUUUUCGAAAAGAAAAUAUACCCGACGAUAAAACCGUCGUGGGUGUUAAAAAUUUUUUUCAAGGCGAACCAUUUUUUUGGGAUAAUCUUUCGGAACCAUUUGUUGAGAAUAAUCUUUUGGAAACAAUCAGAUCAUAUUUGGAAGGUAUUUCGAUCGACGAAGCUAGAAAACUGUUUAUACAACGUAAAUCAAUUGAAAUAAUUGAAGGUAAGCCACCGAACAUGCAUUACAUGCCGAGCAAGUAUGACUCCGAUGAUUAGAAGGUGUGCCAACCAUCAGCAAAUAUAAUCAUGCCCAUCGAAGAUCAUCCACCAAUAUUGCUCACAAAAGACUAGCAGCCACAUUCACCUACUCCGCAGAUGUCUCAUCGGUUUCAAACUGAUUUUACAAGUGCUUAGUAUUUUUUUAAAUGUAUCAUUGUACCUAUAUUACACAAAUUUUUAUAUAUUUUCCUUCAAAUGUAAUCGCCCAAAAAAAAAAAAAAACUAUUAUUUAUCUAUUUAUUCGAACUCAUUGGCUAAACUAAGGAUGAUUCAGGAAUCAUCCACAAAAUCGUUCACAUUGUAACUUGAAUUUUUCAACAGACAUUGCGUCACAGUUUUGCGCGUUGAAUGACACACGCAAGCUGUGUCCAAAUUUUUCUUACUUGACAAUACAGCUCCUUGAAAAAUGUAGAUCAAGUAUAGGAAUUAACCUUUUUAUAAAUAAGAUUCAAAUUUCUAAAAAUUAUGAAAAUAUAGGAUACCCAAAUAUUCAAA